Drosophila bipectinata is the source of this 1421-nucleotide messenger RNA. RefSeq names its product peritrophin-48. The record is from RefSeq and is a predicted model, not a curated record. NCBI's taxonomy places the organism in Eukaryota, Metazoa, Arthropoda, Insecta, Diptera, Drosophilidae. Gene Ontology annotation, cellular component: extracellular region. Gene Ontology annotation, molecular function: chitin binding.
UUAUAAAUUUAUUAUUUUUCAAAUCGGCCAGAUGUAUUCCAAGCUUCUCGUUCUAUUUGGACUCGCCUUAGUCCCAGGACUGGAGGCUUUGGGGACCUUCGAUCCAAAUGUCAUCUGCGGCCUUGUGGUGAACGGCACCAAGAUGAACGAUCCUCGGGCCUGCAACGCCUGGAUUCAGUGCAUCGACGGCACACCAGUUAGUGGCACUUGCAGCUCGGGAUUUUUUUACGACCGUGAGAGCGAGCAGUGCCUCGCCUCCGACACGGUAAAGUGUGUGUCCAGUGAUCCGUGUGCCGCGUUGGCCAAUGGAUUCACCGCCGAUCCGUACUCCUGCAACGGAUACUACUACUGCGUGAACGGCAAGGGAAAUCAUGGAGCCUGCAGUCCGGGAAUGAACUACAGCCCCGGUACAGAGGACUGCAUUCGUAAUUUUCCGUGCGCAGCCAAGAUGGAUCCGGACAGUAUAUGCAACAUCCUGCCAGACGGCGUAUUCAUCAAGGAUUCGACCAACUGCAACGGCUGGCAGAUGUGCUGGAACGGCCAGGUCCUGAACGGCACGUGUCCGGGCACCUUUUACUUCAGCGCCUCAGCGGCGGAAUGCGUUUAUCCAAAGGACGAGGUGUGCGCCUUCACCCCGGCUCCGGUGAUCGCUGACGAGGGCGUGUGCCCCCAAGCCGGAGUGUUUGUGUCGGACAAUAGCACUUGCAACGGCUAUUAUUACUGCCGGGAAUUGGCCGAUGGUGAGAUGUCCUUGGAGCAUGGCGUGUGUUCGGACGGGAGGUUCUUCGUAGCCACAGACGGUGGUGCCUGUGUGCCCCGGUCGAAGGUGAAGUGCGACUUUGAUCGGUGCGUGGGUCUGGGCAACUCCACGAUCCAGCUGGCCAACGAAUCGGACGACGGCUGCCGAGGAUAUUCUCUUUGCCAGGAUGGGAGUGUCAUCGGACAGGGCACCUGCCCGCAGGACGAGUACUUUGACGAGCUGAGUCAGCGGUGCACCACCCAGGUGAUAUCUUAUCCCGCCUGCCAGCUAUCAUCCGGCACCACCGUGCCCCCGGAGGCGGAGCCAACGGUCUGAGUGAUGACAUAUACGGUCUCGUGAGUUCCCUAACGCAAUCGUUUUUAAUUAGACACUUAGGUUUUUCGGCUGCUACAAUAAAUAAUACCUAAGUGCCCUCCUUAUCAAUAACGCAAUAACGAUUAAGUGAUCUUGCCGAGUGGCUUAGAUUUCCGUGAACCGAUUGGCCGAAACGCCGAGCACAGCGUUUUUACUCCAUGCCGAUAGUUGGAGCCAUGAUGUCAUGCCGGAGAGAGUGGAGAACCCAUUCAGGUGUACGAAGGUCUAUAUUGACUGAUAAAGGCACAUUAACAGCUGGGGAAAAAAACCGCAACAUGCCAAUAAAAGUUUUGCACGGAAAAAUACU